Messenger RNA from Prunus dulcis (almond), 483 nucleotides. RefSeq lists its product as uncharacterized. Bases 131 to 316 code for a protein of 61 amino acids. The transcript has a single exon. NCBI's taxonomy places the organism in Eukaryota, Viridiplantae, Streptophyta, Magnoliopsida, Rosales, Rosaceae. The record is from RefSeq and is a predicted model, not a curated record.
UUAAGGAAAAUCAGAUUUGGAUUAAAAUAAGCAAAUAACCUUUUGCAACACAUUGCCAAAGCUUUGUAUCUAAAAAAAGUUCCAAACCAAGAAACGCAAAGAGAAGAAAAGAAAAGAAAAGAAAGAGGACAUGGAUUCUGGUUUGUCCUGGGCUGAUCAAUGGGAUAACAACCCCGACCCACCACCACCGGGAUCAUCAGAGAAUGACAAGAAGAAGGGCAAGGAUGGAUCAAAGAGCAGUAUCGGGAAGGCAAUUUUAAGCUUCAAGUGGGUGGAAAAGCUCCGGAAGAAAUCAGCGAAAGAAUCAGAUUCAUAGAACACUACAUGUGUCGAACAAUGUAGCCUCUUCCAUCUCCUUGCAGCAAUAAUAUGCCACUAAUAACCAGUUUAAUCCCAUUUGUCUUCAUUUAGUGUUGCACUUUUAUAGCUGCAUUUGUCACCUCAACAUUGAUUUAAUAAUAAAAUUUACAGUUUUCUCAUUUA